This is a messenger RNA of Monoraphidium neglectum, 402 nucleotides long. RefSeq lists its product as hypothetical. Gene Ontology annotation, molecular function: calcium ion binding. The coding region runs from base 1 to 402 and encodes 133 amino acids. The record is from RefSeq and is a predicted model, not a curated record. NCBI's taxonomy places the organism in Eukaryota, Viridiplantae, Chlorophyta, Chlorophyceae, Sphaeropleales, Selenastraceae. The transcript has 4 exons.
AUGAAGGUCGCACUUGCAAAAUGGGGCCACAAGAUCAACGACUCCGAGCUCCAGGAACUGCUGGCCAUGUCAGAUGUGGACGGGGACGGCCUCAUAGACUAUAACGAGUUCGUGGCCGCCACCAUGCACAUGAGCAAGCUGAACAAGGAGGAGGUGCUGCAGCGGGCCUUCAAGGCGCUGGACAAGGACGGCAGCGGGUCCAUCUCGAUUGACGAGCUGGGGGAGGCGCUGCGGGGCUUUGGCAUUUUCGACGAUGCGAAGGCGCUGCUGGCGGGGGCGGACACGAACAAGGACGGCACGAUAGACUACGCCGAGUUCAGCUGCCUGCUGCGCGCCAACAACGAGGACCUCAAGCACAGCGGCCACAACCAGGCUAAGGGCUUCUUCUCGCGCUUCUUCUGA